This is a messenger RNA of Oncorhynchus gorbuscha (pink salmon), 4821 nucleotides long. RefSeq names its product FH2 domain-containing protein 1-like. The record is from RefSeq and is a predicted model, not a curated record. The transcript is spliced from 13 exons. Bases 436 to 4344 code for a protein of 1302 amino acids. NCBI's taxonomy places the organism in Eukaryota, Metazoa, Chordata, Actinopteri, Salmoniformes, Salmonidae.
GCUAUCAACAAUAAUCUAUUCCACUCUCUCUCAUCACACCUGAGCGAGCAGCGUUGGGGGGGGGUGUCCACGCAUGCGCACCACUCUCCCUACGCACUCGCGCUCAACCGGUGUCGGGAGAAGCUCGUGCCAGUUCUACGGGUAGGUCCGUGGGAGAGGUCUGCUCUGUGUACACUGGCAAAGGAUCCGUUUCUUCUCCUGCUAUACCGAACUCUAUUCUCCUCGGUUUGACAAGGAAUAUAUCUGCGUGUGCAUGCUCCGUUUUUAACGUGGACACAUCAACCCUGUAGGCCUCAACCAGACUAUCCAGUCUGAUCGCUCAACCUCACCCUGCUUUCCUUGCUUUGACCAAGCAGCAGCUGGGAUGCAUGUGAUGAGCAGAAUCUCUCCAGCCAAUGAGAAAAGAGUUUCCAGGAAGUGGAUGCGGUUGAAGUUAUGUCUCUGCCCCCUGCCUCUACAAUUCCCGUCCCUGAUGGCAACAAGACAGGACCUCCUCUCCCUCCUCCUCCUCCUCCCCCCUGCGGCCCUCCUCCCCCGCCCCCUCCACCCGGUGCGGUCGACCCCAUAGGUGGGAUAAAGAAGAGGCGGGUCCGGAGUUUCUUCUGGAAACCCAUACCUGAAGACCAGGUGAAAGGGCGGACCAACCUGUGGACACAGCUUCCUGUGCAGCAGCAGCAGUACUACAUAGACGUCCAGACCAUCGAGGAGCUGUUUAGUCAGACGGACUGCCAAUCAUCUGGGGUGACGAGGGGGGGGAAGGCCCGAGGCUCCCUCAGAGAGACCAAAGAUGAGAUCAGUAUCCUGGACUGGAAGAGAGGGAUGAAUGUGGGAAUUUACCUCAAACAGUUCAAGAAGUCCAACCAGGACAUAAUAGAGGAUAUUCGCUAUGGCAACAGUCAGUCCUACGGAGCGGAGCUUCUUAAAGAGCUGCUCAAACUACUACCUGAGACCGAAGAGGUGAAGAAACUUAAAGCGUUCCGAGGCGACCCCUCUAAACUCUCAUUGGCCGAUUCCUUCAUGUUCCUGCUCACCCAAGUGCCCAGUUUUGAGGUGCGUAUCAAGGCCAUGGUACUGAGAGAAGUGUUCCCCCCAGCCUGUGAGAACAUGAGUCGCGACAUCGAUGUCCUACGAACCGCCACAAAAGAGCUCCUAGACUGUGAGGAACUUCAUGCCAUCCUACACCUGGUGCUGCAGGCCGGAAACAUCCUCAACGCUGGUGGUUAUGCUGGUAACGCUGUGGGUUUCAAGCUGUCCUCUCUCCUGUCUCUGGCUGAUACCAAGGCCAAUAAACCUGGCAUGAACCUGCUGCACUUUGUAGCUCUGGAAGCACAGAAGAAGGAUGAUAAACUUCUAGAGUUUCCUGGAAAACUUCAGCAUGUCCAGUAUGCAGCACGAAUAUCAGUGGAGAACGUGGAUGCAGAGUUCCAGUCGCUGUCAUCUCGCACACGCUCAGUGGAGGAGAGCAUCCAGGAAGAGACGGAGCUGCUGCUGCAGCUGGACCACUUCCUACAGAAUUCGACAGCAGCCCUGGCUGAGUUGCAAAGGGAGAGACAGGAGUUGAGGAACGAAGGGAACAUUCUGAUCGACUUCUUCUGCGAAGACAGAGAGUCCUUCAGGCUGGACGAGUGUUUCAAAGUGUUCCAAGACUUCUGCCUGAAAUUCCAGAAAGCAGUCAAGGACAACCUGGAGCGUGAGCUGAAGGAGGCGUCUCAUCGUCGGAUACAGGAGCUCGAGGAGAAACGGCACUCGUGGGCGAGCGGAGAGGAGGUGGGCGGGGUCUUCGGAAUGCGCAGCAGCAGCAGCGAGACGGACAUAGAGGUGGCCCUAUCCCAGGAGGAGGGGCUUAUCGAGCUUCUCAAGUCCCGCCCAUGCUCGCCGCACAGCCCCCAGAUUGCACUGGGGCGUUCCGGAAGUGUCCGCCGUUCUCGCGGCUCUGCGUCCGCCGCGGCUGACCGUCAACUGACUAGCCUGCUAACUCUGGGCAUCACCUCUGACCUUCAGGUCGUAGGGGGGUCACCGAAUCCCGGGAGGCGACUAUGGAGGGGGGCCGAGCAGCGGGAUUCCUCCCCCAUGAGGUCACCUGAAACUGGGCUGAGGGUUCCCAACGUCUUCCCUCUGAUCAGACUUCAGACCCAGGGACCUGCGGGUCACACUCAACUCCAGCACCAGCACCCUCAGGUGGACUGGCCUGGUCCCCCCUCCUCUAUACCCAUCUCCUUAGGACUGAGGCAUCAACCUCAACCUGGCAUCAACUCAAAUCACAGCCCUCAGACAGCAACCAUUGACCACAAACCUAGCACAGACCUGAACCCGACCCCUGACCCUGACAACAACCACAACCAACCCAGUGGUCUGACCGUCAACCUUGAACGACACACUCUGGUUCCUAAGCUCCGAGCGUUCGACCUCGUCUUGACCCCUCACGGUCACGACCAGGGAGAUGUUGUCACCGACACAGACCUGGAGGAGGAGAUUCCCAGAGACUCUAUCCUCCCGGAGACACAGGAGACACAGGAGACACAGGAGGAGGAGAUUCCCAGAGACUCUAUCCUCCCGGAUACACAGGAGACACAGGAGGAGGAGAUUCCCAGAGACUCUAUCCUCCCGGAUACACAGGAGACACAGGAGGAGGAGAUUCCCAGAGACUCUAUCCUCCCAGAUACACAGGAGACACAGGAGGAGGAGAGGGGAGAACAGGAGGAGGAGAUUCCCAGAGACUCUAUCCUCCCGGAUACACAGGAGACACAGGAGGAGGAUAGGGGAGAACAGGAGGAGGAGAUUCCCAGAGACUCUAUCCUCCCGGAUACACAGGAGACACAGGAGGAGGAGAGGGGAGAACAGGAGGAGGAGAUUCCCAGAGACUCUAUCCUCCCGGAUACACAGGAGAAUUCCCAAGGGAGUUCUGAGGGGUGGGAACAGAGGGAGGAAGAGCUGGAUGAGAAGGGGAGGAUGGUGGCUGCAGGGAUAGUGAAUGAGGAGCCUGCUGUGGGUGACGCAGAGGAGGAGAGGGGAGAACAGGAGAAGGAGAGGGGAGAGGAGGAGGAGGAGAAGAAGAGGGAAGAACAGGAGGAGGAGAGGGGAGAGGAGGAGCAGGAGGAGAGGGGAGAACAGGAGCAGGAGAAGAGGGGAGAGCAGCAGGAGGAGGGGAAGGGUGUGUCUCGGACAGAGACGUUGACUACAGGUUCUCGUACUGAUCCAUCUCCGUCCACAGCUAUUUCAGACCUCUCCUCACACGCACAGAGCGGUGAAAACCACACACACACCGACGAGGCUGAGAGUCCAACACACCAGGUGUCCACUUCUUCUAUGGGGGAGUCCCCAGCCAAUAGCAUGCCUUCAGAAUCUCAAUCCACCAAUGAGUACUCAGUGCCUGUUUCCACCACUGACCAGUCAGUGCCUGUUUCCUCCGAUGAGUCAUCGGUUCCAGCAGUGUCUACCUCCACCAAUGUGUCAGUCACCGCUGGUGCCUCUGAUAGGUCAGCCCAGGGUACGAAUCCCACGACCAGUCAGGUCUCUAAGCCUUCCAGACCCCCCUCUGCCACCACCACCACCAGUGGGCGAAAAACUGUCAUCCGCACCCUCAACUCCUCAGAGAACCAGGGCAUGAGGCGUGUGGUCCCUAUCUUCAAGGCCAGUCGAUGUGGCUCGAUCCCGGGUAAACUGGUGGAGAAACCCCCUGGCCACCAGAGCUCUGGUCCACGGACCACCACCACCACCUCCUCCUCUAACCCAGCCAACCGCUCUCUCAGACGGGCAGAGAGGAGCUCCGCCACACCCCGUCGCAGUAGCCUCCAGGUCGACGACCCCAAGGCCAAGUCUGUGACCACCACGGGUGUCCACGGCAGCGCCCGAGACCAACCCCAACCUUCCGACCUCCAGAGGAAGCCGUCCUUCCGAAAGCCUCUCCGCCCCGUCGCCCCCAGACCGCCUCCAGAGGAAAAGAUGUGCCGUUCCACCCUCCGAGCCCUCGCUGCCGCCGGUGGGGCUGUUCCAACAGCGGGGGGUGGAGGAGGUAACAGCCUCAGUGCCCCCCCGACCCCCUCUCACCGUGGAGGUGUCUCCAACCCCACCCCCCUCCCUGGAUUUGCCCGAAACACAGCCGCUUCCUCUUUCAGACGGACCACUCCCCCCGGGAGUACCCUCGCCCCCUCUAAAACUCCCCCGUUCCUCCCCUGUCCCCUCUCCCGGACCCUCACCCCUCAGCCGGGCGGGGUCGUUGAGACACCACAGGGUGGCCCCCGCGGGCCACCCAGGCACAGACAACCCCAUCAGGAGAUCACAAAGUAUCAAGGGAGCCCUGCGCGCCCCGAUCCCCAACCCCCUGCCCCCACAGACCCUCCCUGACUCGCUGGCGCAGCCUAAAGGGCAUGCUGGGAAAAACAGCAGCAGUUUCCCUGACAAGUCCACCCACCUCAGAGACUCCAGCAAAGCACUGAAACCCACCUGGAGAUAAGAGGCCUAGUUCCAAUACCGACAACAUACUUCCUUUUCCCAGCCUAGUUCCAAUACCGACAACAUACUUCCUUUUCCCAGCCUAGUUCCAAUACCGACAACAUACUUCCUUUUCCCAGCCUAGUUCCAAUACCGACAACAUACUUCCAUUUCCCCGGCCUAGUUCCAAUACUCAUAACAUACUUCCUUUUCCCCGGCCUAGUUCCAAUACCGACAACAUACUUCCUUUUCCCAGCCUAGUUCCAAUACCGACAACAUACUUCCUUUUCCCCGGCCUAGUUCCAAUACUCAUAACAUACUUCCUUUUCCCAGCCUAGUUCCAAUACCGACAACAUACUUCCUUUUCCCAGCCUAGUUCCAAUACUCAUA